Messenger RNA from Lemur catta (Ring-tailed lemur), 2413 nucleotides. It is a transcript of the gene TXNRD3, whose product is annotated as thioredoxin reductase 3. The coding region runs from base 23 to 1723 and encodes 566 amino acids. Gene Ontology annotation, biological process: cellular response to oxidative stress; cell redox homeostasis; glutathione metabolic process. Gene Ontology annotation, cellular component: mitochondrion; cytosol. The transcript has 16 exons. Gene Ontology annotation, molecular function: flavin adenine dinucleotide binding; glutathione-disulfide reductase (NADPH) activity; thioredoxin-disulfide reductase (NADPH) activity. Lineage: Eukaryota; Metazoa; Chordata; Mammalia; Primates; Lemuridae. The record is from RefSeq and is a predicted model, not a curated record.
AAGCUCCAAAACCCGAAACCAAAUGAACCUUUGGAAGGUUAAACAUCUCUUUUCUUCUUUGGGAGUCGCAUGUAACGUCUUGGAGCUUGAUCAAGUUGAUGACGGGCCCGGCGUUCAAGAAGUGUUAUCAGAAAUCACUAAUCAGAAAACCGUGCCCAAUAUUUUUGUGAAUAAAGUGCACGUGGGCGGAUGUGACCGAACGUUCCAGGCACAUCAGAGCGGCUUGUUGCAGAAGCUCCUUAAGGAAGACUCAGCGUAUGAAUACGACAUCAUUGUCAUCGGCGGUGGUUCUGGUGGCCUUGCGUGUGCAAAGGAAGCUGCCAUUUUGGGAAAGAAAGUUAUGGUGCUAGACUUUGUGGUCCCGUCACCUCAGGGCACAUCCUGGGGUCUUGGGGGCACCUGUGUAAACGUAGGCUGUAUCCCUAAGAAACUCAUGCAUCAGGCGGCCCUUUUAGGGCAGGCGUUGCAUGACUCGAGGAAGUUUGGCUGGGAAUAUAAUCAGCAAGUGAAGCACAACUGGGAGACCAUGGUGGACGCGAUUCAGAACCACAUCAGCUCCCUGAACUGGGGCUACCGGCUGUCCCUGCGGGAAAAGGCUGUGACCUACGUCAAUGCCUACGGAGAAUUUGUUGAACAUCAUAAAAUAAAGGCCACCAAUCGAAAAGGACAGGAGACGUGUCAUACUGCCGCAACAUUUGUCAUAGCAACAGGGGAAAGACCGCGGUAUUUAGGGAUCCAAGGAGAUAAAGAGUACUGUAUUACGAGCGAUGACCUUUUUUCUCUGCGUUACUGUCCUGGCAAAACGUUAGUAGUGGGGGCUUCGUACGUUGCCCUGGAAUGCGCAGGAUUCCUUGCUGGCCUGGGCUUGGAUGUGACAGUCAUGGUGCGCUCGAUCGUUCUUCGUGGCUUCGACCAGGAAAUGGCGGAGAAAGUGAGCUCCUACAUGGAGCAGCAACACGGCGUCAAGUUCUUAAGAAAAUUCGUACCCGUGAUGGUUCAACAGUUGGAGAAAGGUUCACCCGGAAAGCUGAAAGUAGUGGCUAAAUCCACUGAGGGACCGGAAACCAUUGAUGGAAUAUAUAACACGGUUUUGUUAGCAAUUGGUCGUGAUUCCUGUACCAGGAAGAUAGGCCUGGACAAGAUUGGCGUCAAAAUUAAUGAGAAGAACGGCAAAAUCCCUGUCAACGACGUGGAGCAGACCAACGUGUCCUACGUCUAUGCCAUCGGGGACAUUUUGGAGGGGAAACCGGAACUCACCCCUGUUGCCAUACAGGCCGGAAAGCUACUGGCCCGGAGGCUUUUUGGAGGCUCUUCAGAAAAGUGUGAUUAUAUUAAUGUUCCAACCACAGUGUUCACCCCUCUGGAAUACGGUUGCUGUGGACUCUCCGAAGAGAAAGCGAUCGAAGUCUAUAAAAAAGAGAAUCUAGAAGUGUUUCAUAGUUUCUUCUGGCCCCUUGAGUGGACAGUGGCUGGCAGAGAAAACAAUGUUUGCUAUGCAAAGAUAAUCUGCAAUAAACUGGACCACGAUCGGGUGAUAGGAUUUCACGUCCUCGGACCAAACGCCGGGGAGAUGACCCAGGGAUUUGCAGUCGCGAUGAAAUGCAGGCUCACAAAACGGCAGCUUGAUGAGACCGUUGGAAUUCACCCCACAUGCGGGGAGGUGUUCACAACCUUGGAAAUCACAAAGUCAUCGGGGCUGGACAUCACGCAGAAAGGCUGCUGAGGAUAGCCCGGCUGCCGUCGGGUCUCCCUUGUCACCGUGUCAUUCUGAGCCGUGCUCGUGACCCUGGCUCUGUUACUCGGGGACCAGCACCGGUGCGAAAGUGGACAGGGAGACGGGACAGCAGCAGGCGGCAGCCCUGUGGCUCGGGUGACUGUGAGACGCAGCUACGCUGCUUCCUUGACGCCUUAGCUUGGAACCUCGUUGUCACAAGGUGAGCUAAGGCCGACGACUCUUGCAUGUCAGAACCGAGCCUCCUACUGAGGCGCCUUGGAAUGGCCCGAUUUAUCCUGCGUUAACCCCCCUGGUAGCUAAACUUGAUCCCCUUUGCUUUCUGUUUCUACGACCAUAUUUUUUUGCAGUUCUGGAAGCAACUAGAAAGGAGUUGCCCACCGUGUGCACGUGGAUUUCCCACGUGCUCACGGGGGACGGCGUCCGUGCAGGUGCGGGGGGGGGUGGCCGACGGCAGAGGGCUGGGACGCGGGGACAGAGCCGACCGCCACACACCGCGUGGGUCGCGGUCGUCUCGUUCCAACCUCCCAUCAAAAUCCUGCCUCACUCGCUUCCCGACGGUAAUGACCUUGAAGCCGUUCUCCUCUCGUCGUUAGUAUCUCUAGACCGAGCAAAAGCAUCUCACUCCAGGGAAAAGCACUUGAAUUUCUUUUUCUUGUUGAUCCUACCAGUAAUAUUAAA